UACCAUUUGAUUAAAAAAUUUAAAAAGAUUACAAGAGUCUUGCUCCUACCCACAUCAUUUGAAGUUUGAACUAGAGAAUUACAGUAAGAGGCAAGGUUUGUGAGGGCUUUUCAUGGAACGGAAUGUGCCACCCAGUUACAUCUUUUAAGUUUUAACAAAAGAAAAAGAUACUGAACGACAAUCCAAAUGCACCUGGGAGCUACUGGCCAUAGAAUCUAUGAUUCCUUGAGCUAUCCACUGAAAACCAGGAUCAUCACUACCUUCUCUAAACCAUACCGCCGCUUCAUUACUGCCUCUGUUCGCUCUUCCACUCUCAGAUUUAAGGGUUGCAGUAUUACCAGUAUCAGCGCUACCAAACAUAAUUUCGUAGCAAUGGAAACUCAUGGGACUGAUGACAUUACAGUUGUAGAUUCUCCCCUUACUCUCCAACACAAAAUUCAGGCAAUUCGAUCCGAUGGUCCUUCUAAGCUACAGGUUAUAGCAGAUUUUGAUGCAACCUUGACCCGCUACAUGGUCAAUGGAGCUCGUGGCCAAAGUAGUCAUGGACUUUUGCAGCAAGGGAAUCCAGAGUAUGAUGCCAAGAGGCAAGCCUUGUUUGAUUACUAUCAUCCUCUUGAAUUUUCGCCUACUAUUCCAUUGCAGGAGAAAGCCAAGCUCAUGGAAGAAUGGUGGGGGAAAACCCAUAAUCUUCUUCUCGAGGGAGGCCUUACAUAUGAUGCAAUUAGCCAGUCUGUUGCAAACUCCACUAUUGCUUUUAGGGAUGGUGUUGUUGAGCUAUUGGAGUUUCUUGAGGAGAGAGACAUUCCUGUUCUUAUAUUUUCAGCAGGGCUAGCAGAUAUCAUAGAGGAGGUCCUCAGGCAGAAACUCCACCGGUCUUUUAAAAAUGUCAAAGUUGUCUCAAAUAGAAUGGUAUUUGACAAUGACGGCCGCCUCAUUUCUUUUAAAGGGAAGUUAAUUCACGUUCUAAACAAAAAUGAACAUGCCCUUGACAUGGCUGCACCUGUUCAUGAGCAUCUUGGUGACAUUGAUGGGCUGAUUGAUGAUAAUACCGCAGCAGCCUUGGUGAAAAAGAGGACCAAUGUGCUGCUUCUUGGUGAUCACUUGGGCGAUUUGGGAAUGUCUGAUGGGUUGGACUAUGAGACUCGAAUAUCAGUGGGGUUCCUGAACAACAAUAUCGUGAACAAUCUUCCAAGCUACCGGAAGGCCUUUGACAUUGUUUUACUGAAUGAUGCACCGAUGUGGGAGGUAGUCCAGCUUGCUUCUCAACUCUGCCCAAAUGAAGAUUCUUAAAUUCCUCGUGGUUGAAGUUCUUCUCCAGUGCUGGCUGCUCAAAUAAUGUUGAUUUUUGGUGGCCUUCGCAUCCGCUCUUUAUCGAGUCUUUUAUGUCGGAUGAUAUGGUUAAUUGUGAGAAUUAUAAAUUUGUAAAUUCUCAUUUCACUUUAUCUUUUGUAUGAAUUCUUCUUAUUUAUUUUUAAUCUAUCUUCAUCUGAGGUUUUAAUUUAGGGGUUCCAAUCUAGUCGGAAUUCUUUCUUUAUUAAAAAAAAAAAGAGUUUUAUCUCCGGUUUCUCUUUUGUAGCAGCUGAAACCUUUAGCAGCUCUAUUACUUCCAGGAUGUAAUAUGUCUAUGAAUAUCAUCGAGAAUCUGAGAAUUUGAGCUAUGAUUAUCUCCAAAAAUGCUAUCAUUCCUCCAACUUCAAAUUCUCCAGAUUGUGACCCCAAACAGCCUAGGCCAGUUAGGAUUCUUAGAAGAAUUACCAUUGCUGGACAGAUUCAAAAUUAACCAAUCUUCUUAAGGCAAAGAAAAAAACUUACCCCUCAUGGAGCAUUCAACAAUCAUAUUCUAUGAUUGCUUUAAACUUUUCAGUUCACUUAUAACUCUUUAACUUUUUCAUAUCUAUUACACCGUUACUUGAUUGCCGUUGUGAGAAAGGUUUUGAGAGCUAACUGGCAUAUUUAUCACAAAUUCCACAAGUCAUCUAGCUCUGGAAGAGAUAUGCACAACACAAUUUUAUGAGAUACCAAUGCCCACUUGAGGCUUAUUCCUUCUUAUUAUUACUGAUAUUAUUAUUACAUUAUACAACUUGAUGAACUUCAGACUCUGGACCUAGAUCCAGGGCUAAGCACUGUAACUUCCUGUCUAUUAUCCUUAAGCCUCCUUGCUUCCUCAACGGAAACCUGGAAUGCGUUUGCUAAUACUUCCUCCGGCAUCGACCUGAUUGCUGACACACGUCCUGCCAGUUGGCUGAUUUGAGCUCUGUCAUUAGUCUUGAAUGACACCCAUUCUAGACCUUCAUUGCUUGCCUUUGUUAUUACAACAAAGUUCUGAGGAACUGUUAACAUUUGACCUCUUUGAACCUGUCCGUCGAACACCGAGUUUCCGUUUUCAUUCACGAUCUGAACUCGGCCACUUCCUCUGGUUAUGUAUCGGAUGCUGUGUGCGUUGAUGUUCCAGUGUGGUGUCAUUAAAGCGUUCUGCACAAAAUUAUCAAGAUAUUUUUAUCGCAUUAAACUUUAAUCCAUGUUAGGACAAAUAGUAUCUUUAGUUCUUACGGAGUAAAGAACAGCUUUCUGAAUGCUGAGUCGGAGGAAUCUGAGGAUGGGGAGGUUGUGACUGUUGACGUUGGUAACACGGCCGGCACGUGGGUUAAAGAUGUCAGAUUCUGAUGGGUUAUCGAGAUUGUGUCUCAUCCUGGCAGUACAGAAAGUUUCUUCUACACCAUUAAACAAAGGUGGGCUUCUGCUUCCACGGCUUCUCUCUAACUGUCUUUGUGCUUCCUCCCUCUGUUGUUGUCGUUCUUCUUCUUGGCUUCUUGGUGGUGCUAGCAUCUCGAGAUCAUGCUCGACAUUAACAAUAAUGCCUCUGUUAUCAUUUUCACCUCUCAACUUUCUUGCGAGAUUGGAGUCGAUGUUGAAAGCUUCAGAUAUAAUACUCUCGUCCAAUCCUGAAAAGACAUUGCUCGAUCUUCGGCUUUCUCCUCUCGCGCUGCUUCCUCUUCCUCCGCGGCUUCUCAUGGAAGAUUCACCUCUCUGGCUCUGUACUUCUUGUUGAGGAUUACCGGCAAGGAAAAAGUCCUGAAACAUGAUCAAUUAUUAAUAACUGCUUCUGAUGGAUUGUAAAUUAUGAGAUUAACUAAUCUUACUCUGUGAUUCUGAUCGAGCUGGUUGGCAGGAUUGCUGGUGUCAAUGAUUUGGACAAGAACAAGAGGGUUACGGCCAUUGUUGUAAAUCCAUUGAGCGACUCCGGCAGGUAAGGAAAUGACAUCUCCUUGUCGGAUUUGACGAACCUUCUGAUGCUGGUCGCGCUGGCUCUCACCUUGUCUUCCAGUGAACUGCGACUCUGAUGGUGAUUGGUAUGUCUCUGCACAACCUGGAAUCACAGCUCCCUGAAUACCAUUACCUGCAUCCACCAUAAAAAGUUGCAUUAUAACUUCGUGUAUAUCUUAUACAUGAAUCAAAAAUUUGACAGCCACAAAUUGACAGUUUUGUUAGCAUAAGACUUGAGUCUAAUUCCAAUUAAAAUACUUGCCUUGGACGACAUAAAUGAGCUUAGGGCCAUUGACGUAUUGUGGCAACAAUAGGCCUUUCUGUUGAAUGGUAUGGCGCAUAGCUACAACACCAACACAUUGGAACUGUUGAUCAUUCUCAUCCCAGAUUUCUGUCUGACCAGCUUCCGAAUUGAAGCUACGAGAAGGCUCAACUGCAUUAAUCCGGUUGAGUUGACACUCAUCGCGUUGCCACCUUUGCUGUCGCUGCGACUCGCCUUGUCCGCGUGAAGUAACCUGCUCUAUUUGUGCAACAGAGCCAUGGAAAAGAACAAGAAUGCAAAUACUGAGAGAAAGCAAAGAAGAGUAAUUAGCCAUUGUGUUUGUUUAAUGGAGAGAAGCUAAUUUGGUGAUGAGAGUGCGAGUGAGAUAGGUUGGUAUUUAUAGGGUUCCAUGUUCGGGACGUGGCGAGUUGUGUUUGAUUUUUCUGCAUGUAUGUUUGUCUAUCUGUGUUGCAGAGUAUGUAUGUUUUGAUGUUUUGCCAAGAGGAGAUUAAUUCAAUUUGCAGCUGUUGCUUAUAUAAAUGAGAUUAUGCAUAAGGAUGGUUUUA
This is a messenger RNA of Mercurialis annua (annual mercury), 4092 nucleotides long. RefSeq lists its product as uncharacterized. The record is from RefSeq and is a predicted model, not a curated record. The coding region runs from base 187 to 1290 and encodes 367 amino acids. Gene Ontology annotation, molecular function: 5'-nucleotidase activity; magnesium ion binding. Gene Ontology annotation, cellular component: cytoplasm. The transcript has 10 exons. Lineage: Eukaryota; Viridiplantae; Streptophyta; Magnoliopsida; Malpighiales; Euphorbiaceae.